AUGUCAUUUCCUGGUGCAACUGUUGAAGACAUGGUGGAUUUUGUGAAGCCUAUCAUCAGGAAAAGGCCGAAGAAAAUAAUUCUUCAUGUAGGUACAAAUAACUUAAAGCGAGACAAUCCCAAGAAAAUAGGUAAGAAAAUCAUUGAUCUGGCAAAUGAUUUAAAAAAACAGCAUUCCUCGGUCGAAAUUGCGAUUUCAUCAAUUAUACAUCGAACUGAUGAUACAUUGCUUAAUUCUAAAGUUGAUAAAGUUAAUGAGUCCUUAGAGAAAUCAUGC
Messenger RNA from Paramuricea clavata, 276 nucleotides. Lineage: Eukaryota; Metazoa; Cnidaria; Anthozoa; Malacalcyonacea; Plexauridae. The record is from the annotation of a GenBank genome assembly.